CCCACCUCGACAAGACGAGAUUUGAGGCCGGGCUCGACGCUGGCGCAUCGAAGAUGAGGUCUUUCUGCAUGGUGGGAUUCUCCGACGCUCUUGACUGGAGACCCAUCCUCUUCCAGGAGCCCUCCAUCGAGCAGAGCGCAUGCGCCCUCUGUGGACUGGUAUCCCUGAAAGCUUCCAGGCUGCCUUGUGGCCACACGAUCUGCUCCGAGUGCCACGAGCACUGCGCUCGGCAAGGGAGCACCUGUCCCCUCGACGAGGAGUCCUUCGGCGACGAUGACUUUGGCCGAAUUGAUCUUCCACAGGGUUACAUCGGAAAGCGCCGGGUGGCUUGCUGGAACAAGCACAAUGGCUGCAGCUUCAUAGGUCCUGUUCAAAGUCUCCCGAAGCACUACACCGAGUGCACUUUCCACGUCGUGUCCUGCCCUAGGUGUCAGCUGGCCGUGCUGAGGAGCGAGAUUGUGGGACAUUGCAAAAAUGGUUGCCGCGCUCCCACCGCUAGACCCACAGCGGACACAGAUCAUGCCACCCAGGGUUACGACCGAAUCGAGCAAACGAGUAACGAACUCAAAGAAGCCUUGGGCAAACUCUCUGAAGACCUGUCCUGUCUGAACACCAGCCUCAACCAGUGCCGGGAGGACGUCAGGGCCGCUGAAAGGAGGUCCAAAGAACAGCUGAAUGCUCAAUCUGUAGACCUAUCCUGUCUGCAGUCCAGCCUCAGUCAAUGCCUGGAGGAUAUCAGGGCAGCAGGAAGAAAGUCCAGCGAGCAGAUUGAAGCUCAGUCUGAAGGCCUGUCCUGGCUUUGCGCCUGCGUUAACCAGUGCCGGGAGGACGUUAGGGCUGCUGACCAAAGGUCUAAUCAACAGCUUGAAGCUCAGUGCGCAACACUUCUUGAACACUUAGCCAGACUAUAUAUUGAAGGUCCUGUUUUUCCAGAGGUCGGGCUGAGUGCAGUGGCAGGCGUCCCCAGUGAAGUAAUUGGAUGCCAGGCUGAAAACUUGCGUGGAUGCGUCUCACGUCCGUUGAACGCCACAGGGAGCAUGCGUCAAAAGGGACGGAGGGUUCGUGAAGCAAAGGGAUUCCACUGGCAUUUUGAGGGAUGGGCAGCCCUGAAGCAAAAAACAGUAAAGGAAGGGGUUGGGCUAGCUGAGAGCCCCCGGCAGUAUGUGUGUGGCUACAAGGUGUCGAUCGUGAUCAUUUUGAGAAAGUACGGAGAUACCGUUUAUUUCAGCUCUGGGCUGAGAAUUUAUCCUGGGGACUACGAUAGAAGGCUCGAGUGGCCGUUUAGCAAGAAAUUCAUGGUCGGCGUCAUUCACAACAGGGACAGAGCAAAGAGCUACUAUGGGAGGACAGAUGCGAGUCGAAAAGAAAGGGAACCCGCAUUCCAAAGGCCGAACAGGAUUGCCAAUGAGAUCUUUCCAUGUUUGAUACCGUAUUCCCUGGAUAAUAUUGCAUGGGAUGGGUUUGUUGAACAAGACAUACUCCACCUGUUCCUUCUGGUAGAGCCAAAGUAGGCUCGCUCUUUUUAGUGAUGUGAAAUUACAUGAAUCAUUUAAGAAAAAGCCGCAAAGAUUGAUUUCUGACAGGUAUCUUUAAAAUGUCCAAUUCAUUCCCGGUACAGUUGAACUGAAUAAAAAAUGAUUGAAUUACUAUUGUGUGCUGGAACAGUAUCAC
This is a messenger RNA of Ixodes scapularis (black-legged tick), 1671 nucleotides long. Its product is annotated as TNF receptor-associated factor 6. NCBI's taxonomy places the organism in Eukaryota, Metazoa, Arthropoda, Arachnida, Ixodida, Ixodidae. The transcript has 2 exons. Bases 54 to 1511 code for a protein of 485 amino acids. The record is from RefSeq and is a predicted model, not a curated record. Gene Ontology annotation, molecular function: protein binding.